Messenger RNA from Manis javanica (Malayan pangolin), 1571 nucleotides. NCBI's taxonomy places the organism in Eukaryota, Metazoa, Chordata, Mammalia, Pholidota, Manidae. The record is from RefSeq and is a predicted model, not a curated record.
GGGAGGAAGCAUAACUUAGAGAGAGGCUAAGGGAGACAAACACAGACGGCAAAGCACCACCUUCAAGCAGCUUGUCCUUUAAGUAUGUGGAGAACCAGACCUUUUAGUUUCACCUCGGUGAUCUCAAAAAUAGGAACCUUGUGUUUGCCAAUCCAGGCGCUGUUUGUAUUAAAGGAUCAGACUGAUGAAAUGUUUGGAUUUUAUUGUUCUAAACAUGUGUUUCAGUUGGUGCUCUCGGACCCACUCUGUGAAGAAAAUGAAAUGUGUGUAAGCUAUAAAAAUCAAUACACAAGUGGCUGGUAUAUCUGGUUCUUGCUGCUGAUUUUCCUGGUGGCUCUUCUCUGUGGAGUGGUGUUCUUCUGCCUCCAGCGCCUGCUUAGGAGACGCCGAAUGGAUUCUCCAAGACGCACUCUGGCUGUUUUUGCUGUUGGAGACUUGGACCCUGUGUAUGGUGUUACUUGUUUUGGGAAGAAACAGUCAAAUCAUUCCAAGUUAGCUGAACACUCAGGGACAGAAGCAGCUGUGAAUCCAACUGUUGGAAUUCACCUUCACACUCAGAACCCUGAACUGUGUCCUGUCCCAUGUGUUGACAAGUUAGGCCCCCCAACUCCAUAUGAAGAAAUUUUGAAAUCAAGUCAAUUUUAGAUCUGGAUCUGGAUCAUCAACUGAAAAUAUUAGAAAUAUUUUAAAUUCCAAAACAUCCAAAAUUUAGGAACACUUCUUCCAUUUAGUGGAAUUAUCAGAGGCUAAGCAAUAUAGUCUGAAGAAGAUGAAUAGACAAAAGUAUGAAUUCAGGGAAUGAAUUUUGGUGAGGGAGAUGUUUAAUAAAUUAGUGAACUCUCAGUGUAUCACUGCUGUGUUAUAUUUUGUGCUACACAGCCAAGUUAAUGUUUCUCCACUAGCACUUUAAUAUGCAGUAAUUAAUGCAUGGAGUGGUUGCCACUAGGUUUAGGAAUCCACUACAGUACACAAGAUAGCUUUUCAUGCCUCAUUAUCUCUGUUUUAAUCUGACCUCCCCCCUAGUAGGGAGUCAAUAAAAAUUAUCAUAAGUUAACAAUGGAUCAAACAAAGAUUCAGACACAUCUAGACCCAGAACCAGAAAGAGAAUAUUUGAAUUAGGAUGAAGGGAGAGAGUAGGAAGAAGGAACAUUUGGAAUUGAAGGGUAAAGGAUGAAUAAAGAAGAUUAAAGGUUGUUGUAUAUCUCAGUACAAGGAGUUGUAUAUCUCAGCCUGAGGAGGGAGAAAGAGUAGAUAGAAGUGAAGAUUACCUAAACUGGGGCAUGCAUAAGACCACCUGGAGAAUGUGGACAAGAAGGAGAAGAUUCCCAUUUUAGGUGGGUCAAUGUGGCCUCUGGAGUUCACAGGCUUCCUCUGGUGCCUCAAGACUUGGCAUUGCCUGGAGAACCAUUAUAAGAAUCUGUAAAUCCAGGAAGGGGAAAUCCUGGGGCAAAAUGCCUUUGAACCUGAAAUCAGUCAAUGGGAGAAAUAAAGUUUAAAACCCAAUUAUUGCUUACAAGGAGUCAUCCUGCAUCUCUCCUGCUGUGGCAAAAGCAAAUAAGAUUCCCCCCAAU